AGUGACGACAAUCCAAAGGGUGAAAGAGGCUUUUUCUCUCCGCGAAGUUCUGUUCAGAAAGCGUUAGCUCUCUUUUGGCAGCAGUCACUCAGUGACAGGCGGAAUGACUGAAGUGGAUGAUAAACAGAGCGAUCCCCAUAGGCAAGAUCUCAAUGACGAUGACCCGGACAAGGGUCGUAAGGGAACGUAUCCCAAAUCCGUUUUCUUCAUCAUCUGCACUGAAUUCUGCGAGCGGUUCUCCUACUAUGGAAUGCGGACGAUUUUGUUCAUCUAUCUCUCCAAAAUUCUUCUCUACUCAGAAGCUGAUACGAAAUCAAUCUAUCAUGGUUUCACCAUGGCCUGCUAUUUCAUGCCUCUAUUGGGAGCCAUCAUUGCGGACUCGUAUCUGGGGAAAUACAAAACAAUUUUUUACAUCUCCAUCAUUUACGCAAUCGGGAACGGAGUACUGUCAGCCGGAGCUUUCGAUCUCGGACCAUAUAUGCAAAGACUGCUCUCCAUAACCGGACUCGCUCUGAUCGCGUUGGGUACGGGGGGAAUCAAGCCCUGCGUUGCUGCUUUCGGUGGAGAUCAGUUCGUCAAAGGGCAGGAGAUCUGGCUGGAGCAGUUCUUCUCAUUUUUCUACAUGUGUAUAAACGCGGGAUCUACUCUAUCUACGGCUAUUACUCCAUUGUUGCGGGCGACACCGUGCAAUGGCCAAGACAGCUGCUUCCCUUUAGCAUUCGGAGUACCGGCCAUAUUGAUGGUCGUUUCAGUUGUGAUAUUCGUGAGCGGACGUCCGUACUAUCGGUUGAACCCUCCCGGAGAGAACGUCAUUGUGAAACUGGGGGGCUGCAUUUCGAGAGCGAUAGUGAACAACGUCAGGGGGAAGAACGGCAAUAAAGCUCAUUGGCUCGAUCACGCAGAUGACAAAUAUGACCAAAAGUUCAUCGAAGACGUGAAAGCCGUCUGCCGAGUGAUGCUGAUUUUCAUUCCUGUGCCGAUUUUCUGGGCGUUAUUCGACCAGCAGGGUUCGACUUGGACUUCACAGGCUACACAGAUGCGCUGGUCCGUUCUCGGCGUCCCACUAUUGCCGGAACAAAUGCAAUUGCUGAACCCGCUCCUAAUUUUGAUCCUCGCACCCUUGUUCAGUUACAUUAUCUAUCCGGUUUUCCAGAAAAUCGGUUUGCUCACAAAGCCGCUUCAGAAAAUGGUCGUGGGAGGCCUGCUGGCAUCGGCAUCGUUCUUCGUGUGCAUGCUGCUUCAAGUCGCGGUUGAGCAACAAGAUGCGAACGCAAUGACUCUCAUCAACAGUGUACCAUGCUCCUUAGAGAUGAGCUAUGUAAUCAACGACCAGAAGGAAACGGGAAUCCUGGCCGCGCGAGACUCCCUCAGAAUUGCGAGACCGUGGCCAGAGGAGAUCAAUUUCAAGCCGCAGUGUCCAGAAGUGAAGGAGUUCAAGUACUCCCCUCCGAACUCGUACAGAGCAGCCCUCGAGAAAAUAAUCUCCAAAGCACCGGAGAGAGCAAUCGUGACAGAGAUCCCCACCCUGGGAAAGGGAAACUACGCUGACGUCAAAGUAUUCAUCUUGGACAAGAAUCUGAGCCUCGAACUCACUGAUCACCUGAACAAGUCAUACGAUGUCGUAAGCGCAGAGUCGGAACAGCUCAUAUUCAUGAGGGCAGAAGUUCCCGCCGUCGCCGGUCACAGCUACACCCUCUCCGCUGAUGGAGUGAAAUGUCCGACUGUCGGAUUGGAGGUCGGCUAUGGAUACACCUUCAUCAUCGACGAAGAUAAUACAUGCUCAUUCAAUGUCACUCGAGUGUCGCCGAACCUAUCGCUCAGUUGGCAAGCGCCGCAAUACAUUCUGAUCACUGCCGGUGAAGUCAUGUUCUCCGUCACGGGUCUCGAGUUCUCUUACUCACAAGCGCCGAAGAGUAUGAAAUCGGUUUUGCAAGCAGGAUGGCUCCUAACCGUCGCUGUCGGUAAUCUUUUCGUAGUUAUCGUAGCGAAGGUUGGUCUCCAGAAACAGUCGACGGAAUUCAUGGUUUUCGGUUUCGCCAUGCUCGGUGAUAUGAUCUUCUUCGCCGUGCUAGCCUUCUUCUACAGACCUGUGAAACAAUCGGAUACCAGCGAAGAUCACAAUGAAAUGCCCACUGAAAAGACGCCACUCAGAGGCUCGUUGAAGGGAUGGCGAUCCUCGAAAUGGUGA
Molecule: messenger RNA, 2188 nt
Organism: Galendromus occidentalis (western predatory mite)
Lineage: Eukaryota; Metazoa; Arthropoda; Arachnida; Mesostigmata; Phytoseiidae
Product: solute carrier family 15 member 2
Exons: 12
Coding region: 104-2188 (694 amino acids)
Biological process (GO): transmembrane transport; oligopeptide transport
Cellular component (GO): membrane
Molecular function (GO): transmembrane transporter activity
Source: RefSeq, a predicted model, not a curated record